AUGGACCGAUCGAUCGCGCUGCCGAGUAAAUCAAAUCGCGCCGUCGUCGUCCGCCGCGCCAAUCCGUUCACCCUUCGACGCGUCCCCACCCUCCUCACCCACCCUCGCCCCUCUCGUCGGUCGCAGAGCGCCGAGUGCGUCGCCGCCGCGGGGCUGAUAUGCGACGUCCACGCCCUCCAGUGGAGCCCCACGAACGGCGCGCUCGCGUGCGGCGGCUCGGACGGACGCGCGCACCUGCUGAAACCCACGGGCGAGCUCCUCGGCCGCAUCCCUGGCGACGACGACGCGCGCGCGACGCGCGCCGCGAUUCGAGCGCUCGCGUUCAGCAAAGGCAGCAGAUACCUCGCCUCCGCGGGCGACGACGCGGACGUCGUGCUGUGGGACCUGAAGCGCAAGAGCAGGCUGAAGACGUUGACUGGGCACCGCGUUGGCGUCCGCGCCGUGACGUACAGUCCGGGGGAUCAGCAUCUCGCGUCGGGCGACGACGACGGCGUCGUCGUCCUGCACUCGCCGAUAUCCGGCCUCGCCGUCGGGGAGAUGACCGCGGACGACGAGACGACGACGGCCGGCGGCGGGGAUCGAACCGGCGGCGGCGGGAUCACGUCGCUGUGUUACUCCCCGCACCGGAGGCAGAUGCUCGCGUCGUCGUCCUCCGACGGCCGCGCGCGCGUGUGGGACACCGGGGUUCGAAGGCUCUCGCGCGUCCACGACGCCGCCGCGAGCGGGGGGCGACCCGGGACGGUGACGUGGCAGGCGGCGUUCUCGCCGACGACCGUCGGUGUCCUCGCGACGGCGUCGUCGGACGGCGUGGUGCGCUUGGUGGACGUGAACGCGCCGGCGGGGAGCGACGCCGUGGGGUCCAUCGCGUUGCGCGGGUCGUCGCACGGGAAGCAAGCCGGCUUCGGUGGCUUUGGCGGAGGAGCCACACGCGGGACCAGCGCGACGUGCCUGUCGUGGCGCGGCGACGGCGGCGCGCUCGCCGCGGGCGCGUCCGACGGGCGCGUCGUGUGGAUCGACCCGAGGAUGUUGUCGUCGUCGCUCAGCGCGGAGGCGAGCGCGGGCGCGGGGGCGCUGCUGUACGCGACGGCGGCGCACGUCGGCGCGGAAGGCGGGGUCACCGCGUUGCGUUGGCAGCGCGCGGUGGACCAGGACGCGAUGGCGAGGACGGCGCGCGAGGAGGCGCGGACGCCGACGCCGACGAAGUUUGUCGAAGAGACGACGACGAAGCCGCCGCCGCCGCCGACGCCGCCCGCGGCGCCAGCGUUCGGGGAGGGAUCGAACGCCGCGACGGACGCCGAGACGGAGGCGGCGCGGCGACGCGUGGAGCGUCUCCUGAGCGCGAAGACGCCCGAGGCGGUCGCCGCGGCGGCGCGGCCGGGCAUGGGCGUGGGCAUGGGCGCGGGCGCGGGUCUGGGUCUGGGUCUGGGUCUCGACGGCGGGUCGACCGGGCUCGCGCUGACGCCGCCGCCGCGAGCGUCGCCGGGAAUCGGCGGCGCGGGCACCCUGGGCACCCCUUAUGAAGAGGGCGACGAAGAGCGCGAUCCGGAGGGAGGCAUCCCGCUGAUCACGCGCUUCAUGCGAGAGCAGCUCGCGGAGAUGAAGACGGCGAUGAGGGCGGAGGUGAGAACCGUGCACGCGGAGAUGUUGCGGCAGUUUCACGAGGCGCGCGAGGAGCAGCUCGACGCGUUCGAGGAGCUCAAGGCGAGCAACGCGAAGCUCGCGAGCGAGGUCGCGGCGCUGCGCAAGGCGCAGAGCGAGUACGUGCGGCGGUGA
Messenger RNA from Micromonas pusilla CCMP1545, 1773 nucleotides. RefSeq lists its product as uncharacterized. NCBI's taxonomy places the organism in Eukaryota, Viridiplantae, Chlorophyta, Mamiellophyceae, Mamiellales, Mamiellaceae. Bases 1 to 1773 code for a protein of 590 amino acids. Gene Ontology annotation, molecular function: protein binding. The transcript has a single exon. The record is from RefSeq and is a predicted model, not a curated record.